AUAAGAUAAACCAAAUAGCUGCCACAAGUUAAUAUUAAGUAUCGCAACAAUCACAGACCGAUGCGCUUAUACUGCCUGCACAAGAUCAAUUCUUCAAAAAUGGCCACACACUCUCUCUUACUUUAAUUAUAAAAAAAAAAUUCUCAGCCCUCUCUCUUCCUCAACUCUCCAGUCCACCUUCCCAAGGGUUGCCGCCGACACCUUUGACACCUUUUGGUGACCGGCGGUAGCCCAUUGAUCCCUCUUUUUCAUGCUUCCUUUUCAAGCUCUCUUAACUAUGUUUUAGGCAUUUUUUCAUCGGAUUUUCCGGCUUUGUAAGCUUUUCCAGCCUAUGUGGCUUUUCAAUGUUCUAUGUUCUGGGGUUCUUGUUUCUCGGUUUGCUCUCUUUGGGGUUGGAUUUUGCAUCUUUGGCGUUUCUACCAGACUAUGUGCGGUGGUUGUCCCUCAAGAAGGUGGAUUUAAUUUUCUUUUGGUGAAUCCAUUCACUGUUUUCCCCCUUUGGCCUCUGCUGGUGGUUUAGAUCUGCCUCUUUGUCGUCGUCGUUGAGUGGACGAUAGAGUCUGAUCCGAUUGGCUGUGGUGACGGUUCUUUGAUUUGGGGGUGUGGGUUCUCCUGCUCGCCUUCACCAAGAUUUGGUUCCUUUGCUCCCUCUGCUUCUUCAGCUCGGAGCAAUCUGAUUCUCAUCCUUGACCACUGCCAUGCAAUCCCACAUCUGAGAUUCAUUGUGUUGAGCGUUUUCGAGCGACUCUCGAGAGGCGGCUUAUGGCAUUGCUGUGUUCAAUAGCCAUGGUUUCGGUCGGAUCGGACGAGAUGACUGUGCUUGGUGCUACUUUGUUUGGUUUGGUUGCAAGAGAGAUUUUUGUGCUACUGGUUGUGGAUCAAGUGUUUCACACCCAAUGUAGGGGUUGGUUCAUUUGGCGUUUUGUGAUUCCCUUUUUCUAUCUCUGUAACACUGUUUGUUUCAACUUUCGAUUGGAGAUGUUUACUCCUACUCUAGUUCUGGUUUCCUCUUUGAUUUCUCUUGUAAUCGAUCUUAAUGCAAGUGAUCCCAUUGUAAAAAAAAAAAAACGCAACUUGACGUUGGUCCACAAGUACAUUACGAAUUGACAAUAAAAAGGGCUUAAUUGCAAGUUUGGUCACUCGAAUUGCUAUAAAAUUUUACGUUUGCCACUCAAAUUAAUUUAUUCCAUUUAUAGUCACUCGAAUUAGUUGAACAGUUCAAGUUCGGUCACUCUCCGUUAACCUCCGUUAACUUUGACUCACGUGGCGGUCAACUCUGAUAGUUGACCGUUAAAUGUGUGACGUGGCAAAUAAAAAAUAAUUAAAAAAUAAAAAUUAAAUUUUUAGAAAUUACACAUCAUUAUCACAAAAAAUUAUAAUUAUAAAAAAUUUUAUAAUUAUAAUUUUUCCAUGGAGUUCAGGUGCAGAGCCGGCGACCGCAUACUGCCGCCGAUUGAGUCCUCCCACCACCGGCCUUCACCCUCCGCCGCCGUGCCUCAUCCGCCGUUUCGAGGUGUUCAGUCGAGCCUCCAACUGAUGACGGACGAGACGCUCCAUCGGGAGCUUGAGAAGGCGCGGGUGUGGCAGGAGAUAAUCGCGGAGGAGAUCGAGCGGCGUAAGGAGGUUAUGAGGGCGGAGUUGCGUCGGCAGAUGAUCGGGGAGACAGAUCCGGAGUCGGCGAUUUCGACGGCGGAGUCGGGGCGCCCGAUAUUUCCGGAACAGCCGCCGGAGCGCCGUUUCAUUAUUACUCCUCCGGUGCCGUCGACGCCUGAGGUCAUGCCUCCUUCUGCCUCUGCCGCAGAACCUAACAAAGCGGAGAAGCUGUCCGAUCUCGGAGGCGGGAAGCAUGAGAAAUCGGAGGACGAUGAGGGGGAGAAACCCAAGGAAGAUUUCAGGUGUGUGGUUUGCCAGGUGAGUGCUACUUCUCAUAAGCAAAUGAUCGAACACCUCGCGGGCAAGCAGCACGAGGCCAAAUCUCGCUCUUUGGCAGGGAGGAUAAAGACGAGAGUUGGUUCCCAGAUGCAGAAGAAUCAUGGGAAGCGCGGGAAGUUCAGUAGGAAGUGAAGCCAUUCUCUUUCCCUUAACUGUAAUCUUUUUUUCAUUUUUUAUAAUUAUAAUUUUUUUGUGAUAAUGAUGUGUAAUUUUUAAAAAUUUAAUUUUUAAUUAUUUUUUAUUUGCCACGUCACACAUUUAACGGUCAACUGUCAGAGUUGACCGCCACGUCAGUCAAAGUUAACGGAGGUUAACGGAGAGUGACCGAACUUGAACUGUUCAACUAAUUCGAGUGACUAUAAAUGGAAUAAAUUAAUUUGAGUGGU
Messenger RNA from Linum trigynum, 2318 nucleotides. NCBI's taxonomy places the organism in Eukaryota, Viridiplantae, Streptophyta, Magnoliopsida, Malpighiales, Linaceae. The record is from the annotation of a GenBank genome assembly.